UGCAGCGUUUUCAGAAUGUCUGACGGGAACGAUACGACGUAUGAUGUGGCUGCGGCUGCCUUCAAGCUACCAGUUGUUGUGUCACCGCAAGCCAGUGCGCAGCAUAGCGAUAACAGCAGCAGUAGCAACUCGGCCAGACAGCGGCAGCAUAUUGAACAUUCUACGAUCGAUAGUGGAUCGAGUGCAUCACAGGAAGAGUCCAAGGAAGUUAGUGAAAGUGAAAACGUAACUAGUAAACAGUCCGAUAACGAAUCAACCAGUGCUACGGUGAGAGAUAAGACCGAAACGUUAUCAGCAGAGCUCGCGAACGGUGUUGUAGGUGGUAGAGACCACACAAGUGAUUCUAUGAUUUAUUCAACGAUAAGAACAAACGAGGAGCAUGUAAACACUCCUUCGGUGAUAACGUCUAGUUCCAAGCAAUUACAAGAAAGUGCACAGAAAUACGAAUCAUAUGUUAACGCGAAUCAACAGUUGGCUUCCCCGCCGCGAUAUUCAACGCUACAUCCAUUGGUAAGCCCGGGUCUGCAUCAACAGGUGGGUUACUUCAAUUACGCGGGACAAGAACAGGUGUUCAACAGUUGGCCGUACGAUCUAUCGUACAAGACAAGUGAUCUUGGACGACAUCAACCACAUCACCACACGCAGCAAUCGGAGAGCGACGAACGCGACUUAAGCCAUCAUCACCAACACCAGCAAAGAGAAGUUUACUGCAGCAGUGCUAAUAAUCAUCAUUCGCACGAUUCGCAUGCUCACCAGCAUCCGGAGCAUUCGAAUUUAAAUUUGAAUAUCAAUCCAAUUAGUAGUGAAUCGUCAGCCAUGAGGAGUAGUCUGUUGGCAUUCUGUCCGACUUAUGCCUCGUCGUUAGCGCAACACGGUGGCGAUGAUUUGCACCACCACCAGACGGGACAUCCCCAUCAGCAUGGUUCUGCAAUCGAUGAAGUGAUUGCAGACACCCUGAAGGAUGAAAGUUGUGCUAUCGUGGAUCACUACCUAACUCUCGGUGGCGCCGGUACCGAUAUGGGUCAUCCAGGUGCCUCGGGAACUGAUCUGGCCGAUGAUUCGCCACAUCAUCAUCAUAAUCAUCAUGAGCUACACGAUCUUAAGGACUAUAGUGCCGCUGUUUAUCAUAACAACAACGAUAAGAGUGUGAUCAAUUUCAAUCAUCAUCACAAUAAUCAUCAUCAGCACCACCACCAGCAGCUGCAGAACGCACACAACGGCAACAGCAGUGGCGGUGAAUCGCGCAGUCCUUCGGGCUACUCGCAUGAAGAACUGGACAGCAGUCUUUCAAACCUGACUCAGUUGAUCAACGUACCUCGCGCGAGUGAUACCAGCACUUCAGCGGCAGUGGCAGCGGCGACGGCGGCUGCAGCAGCUUCUGCCAACAUGUACCAAUCGUCACCGGUUCACGAUCAUGCAGCGGCAGCCGCACUGAUGCAGCACGGGACUAGCAUCUACGAUACGCUGCACGGAGCGGGUAUCCCAAGCAGUCCAUCGUACAGCCGGUGCAGUUUUCCGUCGGUGACAUCAAUGCAAUAUUUUAGCAGUAGUCCAACUCACGAAUCGGUACACAUGUGGCCUACGGGAGUAGGUCUGAGUGAGAAUGAGUACCUGAAGGGAAGCCUGCCGGCAUUCCAGAGGAUCGCUUCGAGUACAAAUGCUGCUCGUGCCAAUCACUACAGUUCGAUCUCGUCCAGUUAUGGUCAACAGGCUGACACAUGGCCAUCGCACUACGAAACAGGUGCAAUCGCAUACAGCACUGCUUCAUCCAGUACGUCCGGAAAUGGUCGACGGACAUCCUCCACCGUGCCAUCAACGACAGCCUUCUCGGCUGCCGCCUCGCUGACUGCAAUGGGCAUAGAGGCGGACUUGUUUACCGAGGGACGAGAAUGUGUCAAUUGUGGAGCGAUUCAGACUCCGCUCUGGCGCCGGGACGGAACUGGACACUAUUUGUGCAAUGCAUGCGGCCUCUAUCACAAGAUGAACGGAAUGAAUCGGCCGUUGGUUAAGCAGCCCAGACGUCUGGUAAAAGAACCUAGCUCAGCGCGACGCGUCGGACUGCAAUGCUCCAACUGUAACACGACGAAUACGUCGCUCUGGAGACGCAACCAGGUUGGAGAGCCGGUUUGCAAUGCCUGUGGUCUGUACUAUAAACUGCAUAACGUGAACCGACCGUUGGCAAUGAAGAAGGACAACAUUCAGUCACGCAAACGCAAACCUAAGGGCAGCAAAAAUGCCGAUGGAGCGUCCAACUCGAAGAGCAGCAGCAGCAAUAAUAACAAUAGUAACAGUAGCAGUAACACCAAUAACAAUGGCAGCAGCAGUAGUAAUAAUCACGCUGGUAGCAUUAGCAGCAGCAAUAAUAACAACUCAAGCAACGCGAUCAAUUCGUCCGUACUGGGCAACUCUGUCAAUGAACUGAAAUCACUGAAGGCAUCGGUCGGUCAUUCCAGCAUCAUUCAAUCCACUUCGACUCCGUCAAGCGUUGGAAGUAACAUGUCUCCAACGCAUCAACCGCCUUCACCAUCACAUCACAACCAGCUGUCGCCAAUCUCGUACACCCAGCAAGUACCAUCACCGAUCACCAGCACUCCCACUAGCGCCAUUGUCAAUAACAACAACAACAAUAACAAUAAUAACAAUAACAUCGGCAGUGGCAAGUACAGCCAUCAAAAGGGUGUUUUUAUGAUGCCUCCAUUUGGUGCAUCACUAGCCAAUGCGAACGUUCUUGCCACCCACCAAGCAUCGCUCAGUCCAAUGGGGUACCAUCUGAACAAUAAUAACCACUCCAACGGAUCGAUGAUGAGCCCAAAGUAUCAUCAGAGUCCCUCGGAAUCUCCGAGCAGCAUGUACUACGAUUUGAUGUCAUCGGAUGUAAAUGGCAUCGAUCAGCAUGGCUUGGGAUCCAUUGUCAAGAUGGAACCGAUGUCUAGUUCAUAUUCGGCCUACCAUCAGGCUCUCCAUCAGCAGGUUGUGCAACAACAUCAUCAACAUCAACUGCAGCAACAGCAACAGCAGCAUCUUCAACAAUUGCACAACCACAGCAGAAGCCCUUCCAUUUCGGAUGAGAACGAUCAGAACCACCAAUCGCCGGAAGGCCUCGAAUGCAAGCACAACAUCACCCGCCCUACGGUGGUUUCCAUGUCAAGCUAAGAUGCUGAAAGUGGAGACAAGAAAAACACGAAAAAGAUAUUUUAGAAUCUCAUGCUCAGAAGCCAAAUAUGCAGGAAGAACCAAAAAGACUUUAACGAAUAGCCGAAAAUCAUUUACAUGUGAUGAUUCACCAUGACAAUAAUCCGCCUAGACGGUUGGACAAUGCGCUCUGUUUGAGCUUUAUCUUCUUCCCGAAAAAGGGUCUAGAUUUAAGGUGCAUUUUAACAAGAGAUAAGGACUGCAAUUAGAACAGAAUCUAAAUCGUACGCUAGUAGUCGAGGGAGUUUAUUCACUUUUUUUUAGAAACGAUCACUUAAUGUUAGGAGAUGUUGUAAACCACGUUAUAAACAAUAGAACGAGAACGAGUGUGUCAUCUAAUCAGCUGCUUUAGUGUAAUAUGAACAGAGAGGUGUUUGUAGAGUUCAUUUCGUUUGCUAGGUAAGUGUUGUAAAUAAGCUUUAUGGAACUUUAUAUUUUGAACAAAUGGAAUGGGAUCUAAAUUUGAUGAUUGAGUGAAUGAUUUAUAAACCUAAUAAUGCAAUAUGAAUAGGAAAAAUGCAAGCUCUCUAACUCACGACAAUACUUCGUAUACUUUCCGUUGCCUAGGAGAUGAUUUCUAAUCUCGUUCUCUGUAAAUCUGUUGAAGAUUGGAAAUCACUUUUAAAACUAAGAAAUCUGAAAAUUACCAAAUUUUGUUUAAAUGUGUAUCAUUUGUUAAAAUAUAUAUAAGUUUAGCCUAAAUAAAGCACUCUUUUUAGCGUA
Messenger RNA from Ochlerotatus camptorhynchus, 3915 nucleotides. RefSeq names its product box A-binding factor-like. Gene Ontology annotation, molecular function: DNA-binding transcription factor activity, RNA polymerase II-specific; zinc ion binding; RNA polymerase II cis-regulatory region sequence-specific DNA binding. The coding region runs from base 16 to 3153 and encodes 1045 amino acids. Lineage: Eukaryota; Metazoa; Arthropoda; Insecta; Diptera; Culicidae. Gene Ontology annotation, biological process: cell fate commitment; negative regulation of transcription by RNA polymerase II; positive regulation of transcription by RNA polymerase II. The transcript has 8 exons. The record is from RefSeq and is a predicted model, not a curated record.